GAUCAAGGAGUUCUAUGAGAGCCUUCAGAAUCAUGCCUCAGUGGACCUUCGGCUCCAGGCUGCGAUCCUGAUCUUCGUGAUCCUGGGUUUCACUGCCACCUCCUGGCUGCUGGGGCCAAAGGAAGGCUCGGGAGGCGCGCAGGAGGAGGAUGCCAAGGAUGAUGAGCCCAAGGAGAUUCAGGCCCCGGCCCCGCGCCAGGCCCCGCGCGAGGCCCCGCGCGAGGCCCCGCGCGAGGCACCGCGCGAGGCCUCUCGGGAGCCCUCUCGGGAGCCCUCCCCGGAGCCGAGGGAGGAGGUUGCCAAG
Effrenium voratum is the source of this 304-nucleotide messenger RNA. The record is from the annotation of a GenBank genome assembly. Lineage: Eukaryota; Dinophyceae; Suessiales; Symbiodiniaceae.